UCCCUAGCCCGCGGGGCAUAUUUUUGUCCACGUCGUUGCGGCGCCCGCGGGGAGGUGUGGUGUCUCCUGCGCUGGGCGACCCGUGGCCGAAUUAGGCCUCACCUGUGGCUUACUUAGGCCUCGGGAGCGCAUCUCUCCAGCUGCCUUGACUGUAGAAAUGUUUUCGUUCAUUCCAUUCAUUCAUUCAGCCACCGUUCGUGCACAGCGUAUUUACUUCUCGCUAAUGUGUUCUGAAUGCAUCUUUAUGUGCCAGGCGGAGGAAAAGCCAGUCUCAGGUAUAAGGGACCACUGUUAGAAGAGCAAGCCCUUACCAAGGCAGCUGAGGGUGGACUAUCUUCACCUGAAUUUUCAGAGCUCUGUGUUUGGUUAGGCUCUCAAAUAAAAUCAUUAUGCAACUUGGAAGAAAGUAUCACUUCAGCUGGGAGAGAUGAUCUAGAAAGCUUCCAGCUUGAGAUAAGUGGUUUUUUAAAAGAAAUGGCAUGUCCAUAUUCUGUACUCAUAUCAGGAGAUAUUAAAGAGCGUUUAAAAAAGAAGGAUGACUGCUUGAAACUUCUAUUAUUUUUAAGUACAGAGCUUCAAGCUUUACAGAUAUUACAGAACAAGAAACGUAAAAAUUCUCAAUUAGAUAAAAACAGUGAAAUUUAUCAGGAAGUUCAAGCUAUCUGUGAUACCCUUGGUGUUCCCAACUCAGCAACUUCUGACAUUCCACUUAUGUUAAACCAAGUGGAGUCAAAGGUGAAAGAUAUUCUCGCAAAAGUCCAGAAAAAUCAUGUGGGAAAACCACUGUUGAAAAUGGACUUAAAUCUGGAACAAACAAAACAACUGGAAAGAAUCAAUGAUGCUCUUUCCUGUGAAUAUGAGUGCCGUCGGCGGAUGUUGAUGAAGCGAUUGGAUGUAACAGUGCAGUCCUUUGGAUGGUCUGAUAGAGCAAAGGUGAAAACAGAUGACAUAGCAAGAAUUUAUCAGCCUAAGCGUUAUGCUUUGUCACCCAAGACAACGAUUACAUUGGCACAUUUACUUGCUGCUCGUGAAGAUCUUCCAAGAUCAUUAGGACAGUAGUGGCUCUAGCCGGGA
Myotis lucifugus (little brown bat) is the source of this 1074-nucleotide messenger RNA. RefSeq names its product family with sequence similarity 98 member B (gene TSLIG3B). Gene Ontology annotation, cellular component: tRNA-splicing ligase complex. NCBI's taxonomy places the organism in Eukaryota, Metazoa, Chordata, Mammalia, Chiroptera, Vespertilionidae. The coding region runs from base 235 to 1059 and encodes 274 amino acids. The record is from RefSeq and is a predicted model, not a curated record. The transcript has 7 exons.